UAUUGUUAGCUUGUUAGCUAGCAGACGAACUGGUGAAUGGAGAUAUGACAGAGUAAUAACGUCUUAUUACAUGUGCACGAUUAAGUUAUUACAAACGUACAGUGAUGGAGGACGGAAACAGGACUGAUGCUGCUUCCACAUCCAAGAGCCACGCAGGCUCACUCCACCUGCAGACUCCCAAAAAUGAGGAUGCCUAUGAAAUUUCCAUCCCCUAUGAAGAGAGCAACUUUGAGCAGCAGGGAUUUUUCAAUCAGAGUGAUCCGAAUUUUGAAGAGUCGCCCCCGCCUGCUGGCUCGACUCAUGUAAACAACUCAUACAUGGUGAUCACGAACCUGCGAACCCAGCUACAGAUCUCUCUGGAGAAAAACUCUUGGCUGCAGAAAAGAAUUGAGGACUUGGAAGAGGAGAGGGACUUCCUCCGUUGCCAGCUGGACCGGUUCAUCUUUUCCACAAAGAGCCAGGGACAGGAGCAGAGUCAGAGCCAGUACAGUAACGGUUAUGAAUCGAGACGAUUCAACUGGAGGGUAAGAAGAGAGGAAGAUCGUCCCGUUGAGCAACAGAAGUCAGAGUCUCAGCAUUUCCCCUCACGUCAGUUCAUCCAACGAAGACCUGGUCCUCCAACAAUGGUGCCUUCCAAAAACCAUGUCUCCAAUCCACUAACGAAUCAGCUUGCCUCUAUAAAUGCUUUGUUCAACUCUACACAAUCCCAGACCCUGUUGCAAGGCCAUAGCCAUAGCACUCCCAAUACCACAGCCAGCGGCAGCAGUGGCAACGGCAAUAGUGCUACACGGUCAUCCAUGAAUGAAAUGAGUGGGCAUAGCAACAUAGGUCCAGGUUCACUUUCACUCUUGGGAGAAUCUGAUGAAUACUUGGAACAGGACGGCUACCUCGAGGAAGAGGAAAUGAUAACAGGGGAAGAUUUACUGCAAGAUACCAUUCACAGCAACAGACAUCAAUUGAAGAGAAGGCGGGUCUUCCGAGCCCCUAGAGAGCGGCAAAGAGUGAAAGAUGCUGCUGGAGUGCUGUUCCGCUACAAGAAGAUCCUGCUUACAUACCAACGUCUGAAAAAUAUGUCAAAAGCCUUCCAAAUCCACGGUGUGGACCGCAACACGGUGGCUUCCACCACACCCAUUGCUGAGCUGCUACUAGUUGCCCCAGAGAAAGUAGCAGAGGUGGGCGAGUUUGACCCAUCCAAGGAGAAGCUGCUGGACUAUGCCCGGCGCUGCUACGCUGCCCUGGAUGAGGAGACACUUAGCCGGGUGCAGGCCCUGAAGAAGAAUAACCUGCUCCUGCCCAUAUCCUACAGGUUUAGACACUGAGGAGAAUGGGAUUUGUUGGUGGUUAAGUUCGGAGAGAAGAGGCAGUUUGUUUCUGAUGCAGCAGGCCAGCUCGCCCUUCGAGCACAGAGAUGUCCAGAUGUCCAGAGGCAUUAGGAGUUAUUUUGCUAUCUCUGCGUCCUGGAUAUGGCCACAAGAACUAUGGCUGAGAUCCUUCGCUUUUCAAACAAAUAAACAUUUCACUUUUAUUAUCAAUAUGAUGCUCACCAUCGUUCCAGUUAUAUUGAGGAAAUGGGAGUGCCUGCUGCAUUCAGAAAGAGAACAAACGUGGUUCUCGAUGUCUGAUUCAGAAUGUGUCUUUACUAUUGAAAUUGCUUUUCUUCAGUACUUAAAUGAGUGUAAACCAACUUAGCUCAUUCAUUUUCUUUCCUGAACAUCUGGACCAGCUUGUGGCUCGUAGUUCAGGAAUUGAUUAUCUAUCCUUUUAGUUCCUGACAAUAUAAACUAUAAGCAUAGCAAUUUUUUGAGCUUUCACUCACAAUGUCCGUGUGUUAAAAUGAUGCUGCACUCCAUAUGUUUUGUAGAAUUAUACUGUACUUUUAAGGGAUUAUCAUCAUUUCCUUUUGUUUAUAUUGCUAUAUAUUCUUGUAUUAUUUUUGACGUUGUCAUUAUAUCCUCAACCAUUUUCACUUGCCUUAAUCACAUUUUUGGGAUUUCCUUGCGCUAGACAUGGAACAUUUUUGGGCUACUUCCACUACCUAAAUUAGAAUCUUGAAGUCGUAUUCAGUCUCUUUUGCUUUGUUCAGCUUUAAAGGAGAAGAGAAAGACACAGAUGCGACAGAUCACUGUUUUUUAGUUAAAAAUCAAAGACAAACACAAAUAUGUUUGUGAUAUUGUAUGUGUUUGACUCAUUGUAAUAAUAACUGUUGGUCCUGGGCUCGGUUUGAACACUGCUGCAUUACUCUGAUGUUCCAUUAAGGGUUGCACCAACCCUUUUUUAAAUUGUCUGUACUAAAAUACAGUAAGUGUCUUCUAAUGCUUCUGGUAUUUAGACUCUUGCUGUAAUGCUUUUGUGACAAAAAAAUACCUUUUGGAAGACGGUGCAGAGCUUUUACUUAACUAGCUAUUUGUCACUUUGUGUAACUUCUGGUUCUGUGAGAAAAACUUGAAUCAUUAAUCACAAACAAUUUUACAAUCUGAGUCAAAGAAUCAGCAAAAGCAUCUAACUUACCAAUACUCCACGACAAACUCAUGUGAAAAGAGCUCCUUAAUGGUCUGUAGUUUGUAGAGGUUUUGUCAAAAUUCAUAAUUUUCAAAGCGGCAGACAUGUUGAUUAUAUUGUACAAUAAUGCGUGGUGUUUGAAUCGGUGCAGUGAAAUUAUGAUAUCUCUUAUAUUAAAACAGAUUAGGUAACAGUGGAAUUCAGUUACUCUUGGCUUAAAUAGUCCUUUUUUAAGUAAACAGUUAUGACAGUUAUGCCAUUUUCCCUAUUUGAUUGUUUGUAUGGCUAAAACGCAAGCAGUGCAACUUCUAAGCAGACUUUGCAGAAUCAUACCAGGGUACAGUGUUUUCAAAAAAUAAUGAUCUAUUUGUCAUAUUUGUCUGUAUAUUUAUGUAUGUUGACUGAAAUGUGUAUCUCACUGAAACAAGGCCUAUCCUUCACCAAAUGUAUAAGUAACACACAAAUGUCAUUAAGGCAUUUGAUUCCUUCCAAAAAUGUAGAUUUAUUAAUCUGUAAAAUCCAACAUUACCCCUCACUCUCCUUUAACCUCUGGCAUAUUUCACAUAUAAUCCCACGCAUCACAUAUACAUAAAAUGAUGUGCAAAAAUGGAUUUUAUUCAUUUUUCAAGCAUCAAAAACUGGGCAACUAUAUUAUGCAGUAAAUGGUCUUUCACCUAAAAGGAAAUGUUUCCUUUGAGCACUUUGUUUGUUAACUCUAGUUUACUUUAUUAAACCUCAGGGGAAAAUAC
This is a messenger RNA of Anarrhichthys ocellatus (wolf-eel), 3248 nucleotides long. It is a transcript of the gene ccdc106a, whose product is annotated as coiled-coil domain containing 106a. NCBI's taxonomy places the organism in Eukaryota, Metazoa, Chordata, Actinopteri, Perciformes, Anarhichadidae. The coding region runs from base 105 to 1319 and encodes 404 amino acids. The transcript has 8 exons. The record is from RefSeq and is a predicted model, not a curated record. Gene Ontology annotation, cellular component: nucleoplasm.